AGAUGCUAAUAUAAAUGUUCAGUGAAAAAACAAUGCGAUACAGAAUUGUACGGUAUGACUGAAAAACUAACCACAACGGCAUGGAAAAGUCGAGAUAACCUUUAUCAGGAAGGAUGGAGUUGGGAAAAGGAAAACUUCUCAGGAGUGGGCUGAAUGCCUUGUAUCAAGCAAUACACCCAAUUCACGGCCUUACCUGGACCGAUGGGAAGCAGGUAGUCCUGACUGAUGUACAGCUUCAGAGCGGAGAGGCCAAGUUUGGGGACUCGAAGGUCAUUGGACAAUUUGAGCACGUGUAUGGGGUGUCGUGGGCCCCGCCUGGUACAGCUGACACGCCCCCUCUGCUCGCUGUCCAGCAUCAGCAGCAUGUCACUGUGUGGCAGCUGUGUCCCAAUACCGUGGAAACAGGCAAGCCGUUGAUGUCUCAGACCUGUGAGAUUAGAGAAUCACGCGCCGUCCUUCCCCAAGGCUGUGUGUGGCACCCGACAAGUGCUGUUCUGACCGUGCUGACUGCACAGGAUGUCUCCGUUGUCCAUAACCUUCACUGCGAUAGUUCCCGAGUGAAAGCGGACAGCAGCGCCCAGGGCCUUAUUCACUGUGCAUGCUGGACCCAGGACGGCCAGAGGCUGGUGGUGGCAGUGGGCAGCAGCCUGCAUUCUUAUCUCUGGGACAGUGCUCAGAAGACUCUUCAGAGGUGCUCCGCCUGCCCAGUAUUGGGUGUGCACAGCGAUGUGCGCGCCCUCGGGGCCACCGUGGACUCACAGGUCGUCGUAGCCACAGAACUCCCCAUAGGUAAGAUCUGUAGCUUGAAUGCAUCUGAAACAGUUGGCGUUCCACCUAGCAGCGAAGACACUUGUCUGUAUACCUCACCAGUUAUUGAUGAGAUGCCCUCUGUGGAUAAAGGGACAGCCUCUUAUGGAACAAAUUCCGACACAGCCGUUUCUCCCUUUUCUUCUUCCGCUUCAGAUCCUCUGGAUCUAACUCAUAUACGUUUCAAUAGACCUAAGUCUGAGAGCAGUGCCCUUAUUUGUCUAAGAAAAAAGGAUUACUUGGCAGGAAGCGAUCUGGAUUCUUCACAUUUGAUUCUUGUGACCUUUGAGAAAGAGGUUACCCAGACCGAAAAAGUCACCAUUCCAGGCAUUCUGGUUCCUGAUCUAAUAGCAUUUAAUCUGGAAGCAAAGGUUGUGGCAGUGGCUUCCAAUACUUGUAAUAUCAUUUUUAUCUAUUCUGUCAUUCCAUCGUUAAAGCCAAACAUCCAGCAAAUUCACUUAGAGAGUAGUGAGAGACCAAAAGGCUUAUGUUUCUUGACAGAUAAAUUAUUAUUAAUUUUGGUAGGAAAACAAAAAUCCACUGAUUCGACAUUUCUUCCUUCUUCAAAGUCGGAUGAGUAUAUCAUUCGCUUGAUUGUUAGAGAAGUAAUGCUGAAAGAGGAAUUUCCAGUAACGGUGAGUGAAAACCAGAGUGGCUACUCUUCUUUCAGUGCUCUAUUAAAUAAAGCAGAGAGGAAAAAGCUCAUUGAAAGUCUUUCGCCAGAUAUUUGUCACCAAAACAGAGGACUCUUGUUAACAGCUACUAGCAGUAGUCGAGGUGGAAGGCCUGGAAGUACUUUCAUUAAAGAAAUCAGAAGUCCUCCGUCCAGUGUCCGUGAUGACUCCAUCGCCCUGGAGACUCUAGAUGCCGAGCCUGUUAACGGGCCAGCGACACUGCCCAAACCCAGCAGCACACCAGACUACACCGGCACCCUCCACCCUCUUAAUUUCCCUCCAAGAAAGAACUUACAACGGGAAAAGGAACCUCACCAGCUCUCUAGGGAACUGGAAAUUUUAUCGAGGAAACUGACUGAAGUACAGCGCUGUCUCUCUGAACUCACAGACUUCCUACACAAUGGAAAGGAGUCCUCUCCGGCGUAUCCGCUCUCUCGGGAUCUGCCUUAUGUCCACGUCUCUUACCAGAAACAUUAUUCUGUAGGAUCUGUUGCUGAGAAAAGAGACAUGCUUCUCUGCCGGGGCAAACUCAGGCUCAGCACAGUGCAGCAGACCUUCGGCCUCGCCCUUGUGGAAAUGCGGCAUGAUUCCCGCUGGAUCCUUCUCUCUGCUGAUAGUGAAGGCUUCAUCCCAUUAACUUUUACAGCCACACAGGAAAUAAUCAUAAGAGAUGGCGGCUCCAGGUCAAAUAUCUUCAGAGACUCUUUGUCUCAGAGUCUUGAUUCUGGUCCUUGUCUUGAAGUCUUUAGAGAACGUACAGCCCAAAGUUUAGAUGCCACCAGCUAUUCUAACCAUCUGGGCUGACACUUGUUUGUAGAGUAUUUGCUGCAUAGCUUUUCGGAUGAGACCAUUACAAACAAGGUCUGUUUUCCACUGUGGACUCUCCCCACUCACUGUCACACAGAGGUGAAGCACUUGCCUGGUUGGCUCAGCCACUUCUCCGUCUCCCCCAGAAUGAGGCUCACGCUCAGAGCGCAGUCUUUGUUAGAGGGCUCAGAGAGUGCUUGCUUAUGUAUUCAUGAGGUGUGGUUUUGUCUGAAGUCGGAAUUCCCAGAACAAGACAAUGUAAUGGUGCCCUAUGGAUUGUGUUUUAUGGUUUCUCUGAGGCUUUCUGUCCCAGCCCAGAGCUGUGUUAAAGCUGUCUUAGAAGCACUUAAAAGGUACCUCAGCAUGUGAUAGAUCUUUCUCAUGGCUUAAAGAUGAGGGUAAGGAGAGCAUAUCCUCCAGCAUGUUCUUCUUAGCCCAAACCAGCAGGAAUCUACAGAGUUCAAAGGAAGAUAAAAAGCCAUUGACUGCUACCUCCCUCCCCCGCUCUGCUCCCUAGAACAGGAUGGACCUCUCAGAAUUUAAACCUAACUUUAUUGCUUCCCUAGAAAAUUCUGGCUGGCUAAGGUCCAAAUACUCCUAAUAACUGUCCCUGGGCAAAUUGCAAAUGACAUUUCAGUGCUUUGACCCUUCUAGACCCCUCUUGAGUGUGUGCUGAUGUUACUAGUACAAUGCCAAGAACAGGCG
Molecule: messenger RNA, 2993 nt
Organism: Eptesicus fuscus (big brown bat)
Lineage: Eukaryota; Metazoa; Chordata; Mammalia; Chiroptera; Vespertilionidae
Gene: WDCP
Product: WD repeat and coiled coil containing
Exons: 4
Coding region: 114-2285 (723 amino acids)
Molecular function (GO): kinase binding
Source: RefSeq, a predicted model, not a curated record